GAGGCCGGUGUGACGCAUGCGCAGAUCGCUCAUCGGGCAGAUCUGUCCUGCUGUCAAGAUGGCGACAUCGGAACCGAAAACACCCGAAACUGAAGAGCCGCAACCACCACCGCAACUGCCCGACAACCCAGAACAAUAUAUCAAACACCCCUUGCAAAACAAAUGGGCCCUGUGGUAUUACAAAAAUGACAAGAGCAAAACCUGGACAGAGAACUUGCGUCUCAUUUUCAAAUUUGACACAGUGGAAGAUUUCUGGGCAUUAUACAACCACAUACAACAGCCCAGCAAACUUGGUUAUGGCUGUGAUUAUUGCUUAUUUAAGGAUGGAAUCAAACCCAUGUGGGAGGACGACAGGAAUAAAUUGGGGGGUCGGUGGCUGAUGACCCUCAACAAACAGCAGAGGCACAAUGACCUUGACCGCUAUUGGAUGGAAACGCUCCUGUGUUUAGUCGGCGAGUCGUUUGAUGAGGCAAGCGAGGAUGUGUGUGGCGCCGUGGUCAACGUUAGACCCAAAGGGGACAAAAUAUCCAUCUGGACGAGUAACUGUCAAAACAGGGACGCCAUCAUGACGAUAGGGCAACAAUAUAAGGACCUUCUGAAGAUCCCCAUCAAAGCCAUGCUGGGUUACCAGUCACACGACGACACGUCCAGCAAGAGCGGCUCCACUACCAAGAACAUGUACUCAGUUUGAAACACUCAAAUUAUUUCAACUGGCUGUAGAUUUUAAAACAGUUGCAAGCCCACAUCAUCACAUAUAACAUUUUCAGUUGUCAAUUACUGUAGUAAUGUACACUUUUUUUUUUAGCCGCAAACAAGGUCGGUUUAAACCGCGAUGGCUCCAAAUCAAGUAUUUUUGGCCGUCCCAUAUGAAUGAGCGAGAGAACACAAUUGCCUUUUAACGUUGAAGAGAUUAACAGCAGAGUCCUACCCUAGAAUAGCUGACUACUUGUUCUGUUUGGUUUGCAGCUGGUGGAAAAAACAACAAUCUUGCUACCCUGGAGGGUGUUUUCUCACACUGUCAAAAUUGUAUGCAAAAAAAUUGAAGGGCAGUUUUAACUUGAUUAAUCCUCUGAAGUAGUGUUCAAAUAAAAAAAGUGCCCAUCUUUCAGACAUGCCAGCUUAAAGAAUCUACAGUAUUUUUAGGAACUUCUAAAAGCUGUGGCCACAUCCAAGUCAGUCAGGGUAUUAAAUUUAAGGCCACUUAUUCUUUCAGCCAUGCUGGAAUUGUGGAUUAUUGCUUGUACUUUUUGACGUUUGUCCCCCUUACAUUUAUUUAUAGUGUAUGCUUUGCAGUUGAAAUACUUGGUAAAAAAGACAAUGGUAAAAAGAAAUGGGUCUUUUCCCUCCCCUCUUUUGUUAAGGUUAAAAAUGUGGACUACUACAUAUUGAUGACAUUUUUUUUUCUUUUUUACAGUGUACCGUACAGUAAAGAUACUGACAGAACGAUGUAUUCUUUUCACUGUUCUCUUCCUAACAACCUGUAGAUAAUAACACACUCCUAUUGAUGCAAGUUACAGAUAAUACUUACUGUGGAGAAAAAAUACAAUUGCGCAUAGUGUAUCUUUAUCUGUUAUCCCAAGAUGUAUAUUACCUUUCAAGUAAAGUUUAAGUGCUUUGCAUUAAA
Molecule: messenger RNA, 1624 nt
Organism: Nerophis ophidion (straightnose pipefish)
Lineage: Eukaryota; Metazoa; Chordata; Actinopteri; Syngnathiformes; Syngnathidae
Gene: eif4e1c
Product: eukaryotic translation initiation factor 4E family member 1c
Exons: 7
Coding region: 17-691 (224 amino acids)
Biological process (GO): translational initiation
Cellular component (GO): cytoplasm; eukaryotic translation initiation factor 4F complex
Molecular function (GO): translation initiation factor activity; RNA 7-methylguanosine cap binding
Source: RefSeq, a predicted model, not a curated record